CUACUUCCCGAUCUCCGCCUAGCCUCAGCUGGCACGCCAUCACCACGCGUUUCUUGCAUGCCUUCUAAGCACCAUGAGCGGAACUAGCAGCAGCUCACCUGACAGCGAGGACGACGGGCAUCCUGUGGACAUUGCGCUGCGUCGCAGGGCAGCCGCCGACACGGCCAAGCGGCUGGGCGGUGGCGGCAGGGGCGGCGGCGUGCGCGCACCUGGGCCAGAAGGCCUGCAGGAGAAGACAUCGUCCCCGGAGAGUGGGGAAGUGGCGCCUGCAGGGCGCAGGCAGCAGCCGGCAGAACUGGGCAGCCACGAGAAGCCAGGCGGUGACCGUGGUAGCAGAACAGAAGCACACCACAGUGGGGCAAAGGGCAAACCCGGCUCAUUUCGGGAUUUAGACCACGUGCUGGUUUCUGGCAGCGACAGCAGCAGCAGCAGCAGCGGUGCAAAGGUUGGUGAGCCAGAAAACGCUCCCACCGGCGUCAUCCUGGUGGGGACCGCCGAGGAGCGGAAUGCAGAGGUAGCUCGCUUGUUGCGAGAUCCAAGGUACUUUGACGAGGACUUUGAGGAGGCGGGGCUGCGGUGCUUUAAAUGUGGAGGCAAGGGACACUUUGCGCGAGACUGCAUGGCAGAGGCCAAGGAGCGCUCCUGCUUCUUGUGCGCCGAGCCGUACAUCGGCGACAGAGGGGGGUAUGGCUCACGUGGGCGGUUUGCGAGCUACAGCGCCUAUUCGGAGAUCGACCACAGGGGUUACGAUGGUGUCUUCAUGGAGGCGCGAGCCGGCAGCGGAGGGCACAGCAAGCGACCCCGGCGGUGA
Messenger RNA from Chlorella variabilis, 811 nucleotides. RefSeq lists its product as hypothetical. Gene Ontology annotation, molecular function: zinc ion binding; nucleic acid binding. Bases 74 to 811 code for a protein of 245 amino acids. The record is from RefSeq and is a predicted model, not a curated record. The transcript is spliced from 3 exons. Lineage: Eukaryota; Viridiplantae; Chlorophyta; Trebouxiophyceae; Chlorellales; Chlorellaceae.